GGAGCAGCUAACAUGAGAAAACGGCAGCAGUCCCAAAAUGAAGGAACCCAGGCUGUGUCUCAGGCACCUGGGAACCAAAGGCCCAACAACACCUGCUGCUUCUGCUGGUGCUGCUGCUGCAGCUGUUCCUGCCUCACUGUCAGGAAUGAGGAAAGAGGAGACUCUUCCGGGAGACCCCCGCAUACCACCAAAAUGGAGAGCAUCCAGGUCCUAGAGGAAUGCCAAAACCCCACUGCCGAUGAGGUCUUGUCCUGGUCUCAAAAUUUUGACAAGAUGAUGAAGGCUCCUGCAGGAAGAAACCUUUUCCGAGAGUUCCUCCGAACGGAAUACAGCGAAGAGAACCUCCUCUUCUGGCUAGCCUGUGAAGACUUAAAGAAAGAGCAGAACAAAAAGGCCAUUGAAGAAAAGGCCAGGAUGAUCUAUGAGGAUUACAUUUCUAUCCUGUCCCCGAAAGAGGUCAGCCUGGAUUCUCGAGUUAGAGAGGUGAUCAACAAGAAUCUGCUGGAUCCCAGCCCUCACAUGUACGAAGAUGCCCAGCUUCAGAUCUACACCCUAAUGCACAGAGAUUCUUUUCCAAGAUUCUUGAACUCGCAGAUCUAUAAAGCUUUUGUGGAAAGUACCACCAGCUGUACUUCUGAAUCCUAA
Messenger RNA from Apodemus sylvaticus (European woodmouse), 645 nucleotides. It is a transcript of the gene Rgs17, whose product is annotated as regulator of G protein signaling 17. The record is from RefSeq and is a predicted model, not a curated record. The transcript has 4 exons. The coding region runs from base 13 to 645 and encodes 210 amino acids. NCBI's taxonomy places the organism in Eukaryota, Metazoa, Chordata, Mammalia, Rodentia, Muridae.